CUUUUGGCGUCCUCUCGUGGCCACUCGAAAACUGCGUCUAUAUCUGCCGGUGGUAAGUUUAGUUCUCCGACAAAAAUGUCCCUUAAAAUAUUAUCCAGGCUUACAGAGAUAAUGCCUGUGAUGGUGAAGUUCAAUCAGACGGCCUCCAGACUGAGUUCUAGCGGCAGGCUGCCGGUGGAACAUGACCGACUGAACCGGCGCUUCACCGUUUCUACCAGCAGUAGGACCGGAGUCAGCGAGAGUGCGAUACUCAGCUACAGAUUCACGGCAGCCGACGAGGUGGAUCUCAUAUCCACCUUUGUACCCGAGGCUUAUAGGGGUCAAGGUGUGGCCGCACUCCUGUCAAAGGCCGCCAUUGACUUUGUGCUGGAGGAGAAGCUGAAGGCUCGUGUGUCUUGCUGGUACAUCAGGAAGUACAUGGAGGAACACCCUCACCACGAUUAUAAAGUUCUUCAAAUCACAUGAUGUGCUUAAGUGGGUCUUCAAAUCAGAUGAAGCCGUGGUAAAGUGGGGUCGAGCUGUGACAUAUAACAAUAAAAUUCAAGUCUUAAUUGAAUAGAUUAAUAUAUGAGUAAAUGCAUAUGCAUAUAAUUGUUUGUUGUACCAGAGUAGUUUCUUGAGUACCUUUUUACAAUGUCUCUCUUGUGUGUAUACAUUUCAACAAAAUCCCAGAAGUCUUGUAAAUUAUUUUUUUUUUUUUAAUAAAUUUGGUGUGCAUCAUUA
Molecule: messenger RNA, 723 nt
Organism: Phyllopteryx taeniolatus (common seadragon)
Lineage: Eukaryota; Metazoa; Chordata; Actinopteri; Syngnathiformes; Syngnathidae
Product: protein NATD1-like
Exons: 3
Coding region: 76-465 (129 amino acids)
Source: RefSeq, a predicted model, not a curated record